Hydra vulgaris (swiftwater hydra) is the source of this 1660-nucleotide messenger RNA. Its product is annotated as lipid scramblase CLPTM1L. Lineage: Eukaryota; Metazoa; Cnidaria; Hydrozoa; Anthoathecata; Hydridae. Gene Ontology annotation, cellular component: endomembrane system; membrane. The record is from RefSeq and is a predicted model, not a curated record.
UAAAUUGUUUUUGUUUGUUUUUUCAAAAAUGGCAACGUUUACUUUUACACGGAUUGUAAUUUUGAUAUUUUUGGCCUAUGUCUGUAAUGCCAUUUAUGUAAUUUAUCACUUGUUUACUACACCAAAGUGCAACUCAAAAUGCAUUACCCCUGCAUUUAACACAUCUGAAUUUGGAAAGUUAAAGAUUUCCUUAUAUGUGAGUCGCUCAAAUGAUGGGAAAACCUCAGAUAUGAAAUUAGCUUGGGACUCUGGAACUACUUCAGUAACAAGUUCAUUUGAUGAGUCUAUAAAUAUUACAUUGCCUGCUUCAACAAGGCGUAAUGGAUCAAUGUUUGGUUAUGUUUUUGUUCAUCCUAUGGAUGUCUCUCCAUUUUCUAUGCUUUACAAAAAAUCCACUUUUCAGAUGCAUGAAUUAACACAAUAUGCUAUUCCUAAACAUAAGAGUUUCAAUUUGAUAGGGGGUAGCAAAGAAAAUACAAGUGAUAUACCAAUUGUACACAUGCACUCAAAAUUAUCUAUUUAUUUGGCAAUCUAUGAUGAACCCUUAGGACGUUAUUCUAUCCCAGGGGAUAUCCACCAGUUAAUUAAAGUAAACAACGAUGGCGUAUACAUGCCAAUUUUAUAUAUAGAUAAACUAACUACUAUGAGCAGAAAUUUACUUCCUAUUGAAAAAGAUACCAGAAAACUUCCCAUGCAACUUUCUUUUAAACCAGUCUCACUAGGAAGACUAAGGAUAUGGUCAUCUGUUGAACAGACUUUAGGGAAAAUGAAGGAUUAUGGCUUCACAGAAAACGAUUUAGAUGACAUUAAAGGAAUAUUCACAGAUACCAACUUGUACUUUUUAGCAAUGACCUUUACUGUUGCGCUGUUUCACACAUUGUUUGAUGUGCUGGCGUUCAAAAAUGAUGUAAGCUUUUGGAGAAACAAAUCAUCAAUGGAAGGAAUGUCGAUAAGAUCUGUUGUUUGGAGAUGUGUUUCAACAACCAUUAUAUUUUUGUAUUUACUUGAUGAAAAAACAAGCCUUUUGGUGCUGGUUCCUGCUGGUGUUGGAACUGUUAUAGAAUUUUGGAAAGUUACCAAAGCAUUAAAAAUAAAAAUAGAAUGGAAGACUACAUUUCCAAAUGUUCAGUUUGGAACAAAAUCUAAGUCUGAAUUAGAAACAAACGAAAUAGAUGAACAGGCGAUGAGAUACUUAUCAUAUGCUCUUUACCCACUACUAAUAGCUGGAGCAAUAUAUUCUUUGAUAUAUCAACCACAUAAAAGCUGGUACUCUUGGCUGGUAAGAAGCUUGGUUAAUGGUGUGUAUGCAUUUGGCUUCUUGUUUAUGUUACCUCAGUUGUUCCUUAAUUACAAGCUAAAAUCUGUUGCUCAUCUUCCUUGGAGAGCCUUUAUGUAUAAGGCUUUCAAUACCUUUAUUGAUGAUAUAUUUGCUUUCAUCAUUGUUAUGCCUACAGCUCAUCGAUUGGCUUGCUUUCGUGAUGAUGCAGUUUUUCUUGUUUAUCUUUAUCAAAAAUGGCUUUAUCCUGUUGAUAAAAGUCGAACCAACGAGUUUGGAAUGGUGUUUGAUGAUAGUGCGAAAAAGGAUAUAUCAGAAAAUGAGACAGAUAAUGAGAAAAAAAACAAAUAGCUUUAUUAACAAUAUAAAACAUAUUCAAUCAUA